ACCCGGCACGCUGUGGCGCGAAAAGUCUGCAUUGGUGAAGUCGGUGUUAGAGGAGGAAGACACACCGUCAGAGUCUGUUCAGGUUUUAAAGUUUCUAUAAGUGAAUAAAGAAUCACUCAAAAUGGCAACCGACGUCGUAGAUGACCAGGAGAUGAGAGAGGCUCAGAGGGAUUAUCUGGACUUUCUGGACGACGAUGUAAGUUUGACUUAAAUCUGUUUAGUUUUAUUGUAAAGGGAUGUGAUGAGAAACCAUGCGGUGAAAACAAAAGAAUCAUACCUUAGUUCAGUUUUAGCAUUAAAAUGAACGGUAUUUGUAAAUGCAACGACUUUCUGUGAGCAUUAAUACACAGGGGUUCAAGUUUGUGUAACCGAUAAACUUAGUAUGUUUAUUUUUUGUCUUUAAACUUAAGAUGUCAGUGUCUUAUUGUCUUGAUACUUGAAAUGUCUUCCUACUCACCUUAUGUCCAUUUCCACAGCAAGAUCAGGGGGUUUACCAGAGCAAAGUCCGGGACAUGAUCAGUGAAAACAAAGCUCGACUCAUCGUCAACAUUAACGACCUGAGGAGACGAAACGAGGCCCGAGCUGCAAAGUAAGGAAACAAGGACUGAUCCAUCUCUGACCAGUUUUCUCCUUUUACACAUUUCCUUUUGUGCAACUUUUACUCCUACAAGUUUUGUCAGAGCUGACUAAACCUUCUGCAUACAAAAGACAUUAAAGGGAUAUUCAGGUGUAAAAUCAAUUUAGGGUCAAACACACACCCCCUCGAGAGAUGAAUGUUGUAGACUUCCAGCAGCCGCUUGUUUGUAUGGAGACCUCGGGCGAGUCCAUCCACUGUAGCGGGGUGACGCAGCUUAAGGAAGAACAUUUGUGAUCAUUCCUUCAUUUUCUUGAAGUUACAAUCAUCAUAUUAAUCAUUUUACACGGCAGACGCGGUAGUUCCUCUGCCUUAGCGUUUUAGUCCGAUUGUAUUUCCAUGAAGAAAUGAUCAUAAAUGUUCUUCCUUGAGCUGCGUCACCCCGCUGUAGUCCAUAAUGGACUGGCCCGAGGUCUCCAUACAAACAAGCGGCUGCUGGAAGAGAGUAGGUGAGUUGUGUUUAGUCUCUUUGCUAAAGAAAUGAGUCAAAGUUAAAGAUGUUUGGUGGCUAGUACUAUUGCUGGGACCCUAUAUGUACUGUUGAUGAAGUUAGGUGCUGUUCUGAGCAUUAUUUGUAGCUAUAGAGUGGCGUUUUGGUUGAGCAUGUGGCUCUCUGUAUUGCUAUCUGUGGUCUUUACUAAAGUUGGUAUAACUAGAGAAGCAAGCAGUCGGCAAUAUUCAUCCUUCAAGGGGGUUUCUAACUCUUUAUCCCUUUUAAGAGUUUGCUGUUGUCAGAUUAAACUUCAUAAUUUUAGCCUUUAAACCAAAUGUUGUUCUUGUCUCUUCUAGAUUAAUGAGCAAUGCGUUUGAGGAGCUGCUAGCCUUCCAGCGGGCACUGAAGGACCUCGUUGCCACAGUAGACGCCACCUACGCCAAGCAGUAUGAGGAGUUCUUCAUCGGCCUGGAGGGCAGCUUUGGUUCCAAACACGUCACCCCGAGAACUCUGACCUCUCGUCUGUUGGGAAGCAUGGUCUGUGUGGAGGGAAUCAUCACCAAGUGUGGGUUGAUUAUUUGAUGCUCCUGUGUCUAUUUUCUCUAAAGUUUUGAUUUCCUUGUAAAGAAAUUUAAAGAAACAUUUUGAAUUUUCACCGUAUCGUCCUGCAGGCUCUCUGGUGCGUCCUAAAGUUGUGCGUAGCGUCCACUACUGCCCGGCCACCAAGAAGACGAUGGAGAGGAAGUACACUGACAUGACCUCAUUGGACGCCUUCCCCUCCAGUGCGAUCUACCCCACUAAAGUAAUUAUCACCUCUAUGAUCCCAGAGUGUGAGAGUCUUAAAUAUCACAUCAUCAGCGGUGGUUAUUUCACGUGUCCUCCCUCUCUCUACAGGAUGAAGAAAACAACCCUCUGGAGACCGAGUUUGGCCUCUCCAUCUACAAGGACCACCAGACCAUCACAGUCCAGGAGAUGCCAGAGAAAGCACCCGCUGGUCAGCUGCCCCGUUCUGUGGACAUCAUCCUGGACAACGACCUGGUGGACGUGGUCAAACCCGGGGACAGAGUGCAGGUCGUCGGGACGUACCGCUGCCUGCCUGGCAAAAAGGGCGGGUUCACCUCGGGCACGUUCAGGUGAGGAUGAAAGAAAUCCGCAGCUGUGCUCUGAGUGUCUGCUGGAGGUGAAAGUUUAACUCUCGUUUUGUUUGAUGUUUGCGAAGGACCAUCAUGAUCGCCUGUCAGGUCAAGCAGAUGAGUAAAGAAGUGUCGCCCCACUUCUCUGCGGAUGACGUCGCCAAAAUCAGGAACUUCAGGAAGACUCGCUCCAAGGUAAGACGUGAAACCCCGCCCACUCCGCCUAGGUCAGAUGAUCCUAUUCUUGACUGACUGAUCAUCAAAUUCUCGUUCUGCUUUUUCUUGUAGGAUCUAUUCGAUCAGCUGGCCCGUUCCUUGGCGCCCAGUAUCCACGGUCAUGAGUACAUCAAGAAGGCCAUCCUCUGCAUGCUGCUGGGCGGCGUGGAGAAGGUUCUGGAGAACGGAUCACGCAUCAGAGGAGACAUUAACGUCCUCCUUAUCGGUACUAAGAGUGUUUCUGGUUAUGCGCUGCUUCAGCCGGGUCCACUCUCUCUCUCUCUCAUAACUCUCAUUCCUCUUUUUUUUUUUAGGUGAUCCGUCUGUCGCAAAGUCCCAGCUGCUGCGUUACGUCCUUCACACGGCGCCCAGGGCCAUCCCCACCACCGGCAGAGGGUCUUCUGGAGUGGGUCUGACUGCAGCGGUCACCACCGACCAAGAGACCGGUACAAGUCGACCCUGAACACUAAAACACACCGACCAAACUUGAAACUUGACGACUCAUCGGUCUGUCUUCAUUUAUUCCUCCAGGCGAGCGACGUUUGGAGGCGGGCGCCAUGGUGCUGGCGGACCGCGGCGUUGUUUGCAUCGAUGAGUUCGACAAGAUGUCUGACAUGGAUCGAACGGCCAUUCACGAAGUCAUGGAGCAGGGAAGAGUCACCAUCGCCAAGGCCGGCAUCCACGCUCGCCUUAAUGCCCGCUGCUCUGUGCUGGCGGCCGCCAACCCCGUUUACGGCAGGGUGAGAACUCGUCCGACUCGAACCUCUUUGACACGAUGAUCAUCUCUCUCCUAUUUCCGUCUCUAAAACUGUCGCUUGUUUUCUUUUACAGUACGAUCAGUAUAAAAGCCCGAUGGACAACAUCGGCCUGCAGGACUCCCUCCUGUCCCGUUUUGACCUCUUGUUCAUCGUCCUGGACCAGAUGGACCCUGAGCAGGACCGGGAGAUCUCUGAUCACGUGCUGAGGAUGCACCGCUACCGUGACCCCCGUGAGCAGGAGGGAGCAGGUACUGAGCAGCAGGAUUUAGUCUCAUUUUGAAGUGUGUGGGUCAUUUUAUCACGUCUUUAAUUUUUUUGAUCUUGUUUGUGUUUUAGCCAUGGCUCUGGGCGGGUCAGUCGACGUUCUGGCUACAGAUGAUCCAGAUGCGGUGGCGCAGGAGCAAGAGGAGCUGCAGAUCUACGAGAAACACAACAACCUGCUGCAUGGAACCAAGAGAAAGAAGUACGGGAUGAAAAAACAUCAUGGGAGAACUGUUUCUAAAAAAAACGUUCUAAGUCCAGAUUUUAUUCCAAAAGUUCUUAAAAUCAUCGAAGUUUCCAAAUAAAGUUUUAUUUUCCUUUUUUCUUUUAAGGGAAAAGGUUUUAAGCAAGGAGUUCAUGAGAAAGUACAUCCACAUCGCCAAGGCUGUGACACCUGUGCUGACGGAGGAGGCGGCCAAUCACAUCGCAGAAGAGUACUCCAGGCUAAGAAGCCAGGAGCAGAUGGGCGCUGAUAUCGCCAGGGUGAGAACACACACACACACACCUAUCUAAAAAGGGGGUCACACAAGCAGAUCUUGACUGUGUUCGUUCUCCUCUCCAGACCUCUCCAGUGACGGCUCGUACUCUGGAGACUCUGAUCCGUCUCUCCACGGCGCACGCCAAAGCCCGGAUGAGCAAAGCGGUGGAGAUGGAGGACUCGGAGGUCGCCGUGGAGCUCGUUCAGUUUGCCUACUUCAAAAAGGUCAGCGCCGCCUCCUGAUGUGAAAGAUUUCUUCCGCUGUGAGAUUACAAUCAAGCUGAUCCGGGACUUCUCGUUCGCUUUUUCAGGUUUUGGAGAAAGAGAAGAAACGUUCGAGACAGGAGCGGGACUCUGGUUCAGAGGAGGAGGAGGAGGCGGAGUCCACGCAGAACUCACAGAAAACGACAAGGAAGAGGUAGACUGAAAAUGAAACUCAACACUUAAAGAAAAAUCAUCACUCCUGGUUUGGUUAUUAAAUAGACUGACUCGUUUGUCCUGCAGGGGGCGACGUGGUUCUCAGGGCAGUGAGCCCCUCAGCCCGUAUGACUUCAGCGAGGAUCAGGAUGUCCCAGAGAGUAAGUGUCAGAGCUUUUCAACCACAGUUCUAUUCCUCAUGAUGAAUAGGUUUCUGAGAGUAACUCCCACUAAAUGAAUCACUUUAAAAACAGUUUUUAUUUCAGUAUUUGUAACACCUCUGAUAAAAACACCGAAAAGAUGAAUAAUCAGAGACUUCAGAGAGUGUUGAGGUCAGGGGCAAGAACUUUAAAACAUCACUACAGCCACAGAAAGAGCAAUAUGAGUUAUAGACAAUGUUGGCUUUCAGGAAAACACACUUCUUACGUCUGCAGUCCAAGUUGUUAAAAUUCACAAACUUUGUGGAAUAUCAAACCGCUCAAAUAAUGUUUAUAGCUAAAAAUAAUCAUCUACCAAUAAAUAUACAGAAAUUAUUCAGUUUGCGUGUGGGAAGUUAUGAUUUAAGGGGGAAAAUUAACUUUAAUCUUUAAUUCGGACAAAGAGUGAGGGUUUUUGCGUUUCACCAGCCCUGUUUGCAUGGGUCCAAAAAUCCUAUUUACAAUCAGAUUGAAAGGUCAAUCAGGUUUAAAAAGUCUCAUAUAAACACCUUAGCCAAUUGUUAUGAGGUAAUUGUUUUUGUUUAUUUUUUGUUUCUUGUUCUGUUGUUUCUAUGUGUGUGCUGUAUGACGUAGAUGUAGAUUUUGUUUUGUAAUACAAAGUCAUGAACGUACUUUAUCAUAAUUAUAAGAUACAUCUACUCAAGCUGCAAGGAAGCUUGGUGUGGGUACUUAUUUGUUAAUUUUCUUGAUUUAUUUUAUAUAUUUUUUGUUUGCAUAUUUGAAAUAAACUUCAAUCAGUUAAAAACUUCAGAUUCAAACGGUUGGAUUAAGACAAAAAAAAAGUAAUCACUCUCCGUGUCUGCUUUAACUUCUUUUAAUAGCGCACAUGCCUUCAAAUGUUACAUAUUUAGUUUAUUUGCUUUCUAAAUGGCCUUUUAUCCUCUUUUAGUUCAAGCCGGCACCCCGAAACCAGCAAAGAAACCAAGAGAGGAGGAAGAAGAAGCCAUGGACGCCACCCCACAGACCGGGGACUCUGAGCUGUCUGCAGAGAGGUCAGUAAUGGAGUCACAUGAAACUAGAAUUACACGCCUGAUCAGGGUUAAGGACUAGCACUGAUUUAAUGUAGUUAAAAUCAAGUUUCCGGUCUUAUUUAUUUCAGUUUAAAAUCUGAACACCUCUGUCUUUGUGUCCUCCACCAGGAUGAAGGAGUUCAAGUCCUCCCUGUUCGCCGUCUUCCAGUCCGCACACGCUCAGUCUGUGAAGAUGCAGACCCUGAUGGACAACAUCAACAAGGAGCUGCAGAGCCCCUUCACAGAGCCCGAGGUUCGGACCGCUUUAGCCCGCAUGCAGGACGACAACCAGGUCAUGGUGGCCGACGACAUCAUCUUCCUCAUCUGAGAACUCUGUUUUAUAAUUCCAUGUACAUAUUUGUCCAGGUUUAUUCCUCCUCCAAACUGUUUAUUUUUGCCCGAUCUGCCGUCAAAAGUUCCUCUAACGAAUGACAACAGUGUAAAAAGUUUAAGUCUUCAUUGUUUAUCUGCUUAUUCCUGUUCAGAGGUCGUCAUGUUGGGUUAUAACGUCUGUGUUUUAAUUGAUCGUGCAGUAAAUGAACAUCUUAGUCCAUUAUACACCAUACAGAGGACAUUAUUGGUAGUUUAUCAGCACUUGUGUUGUCUGAAUUUGUAAAUAGUUAAAACGAGUAUUUUGAAAAUGUUAAUCAGCUGUAGUAAAAAAAGAAAAGCUUAUUAAACAUGUCUUGGAACAAAAACA
Xyrichtys novacula (pearly razorfish) is the source of this 6258-nucleotide messenger RNA. NCBI's taxonomy places the organism in Eukaryota, Metazoa, Chordata, Actinopteri, Labriformes, Labridae. The record is from the annotation of a GenBank genome assembly.